UCCAACUCCCCGCCCCCUCCGAGGAGUUUCCCAAAACCCAGCGCGGCAAACCUCAGCUGCGUUAAGAUGGCGACUCCCAUGCAUCGGCUCAUAGCCCGGAGACAAGCUGAAGCAAAUAAGCAACAUGUAAGGUGUCAGAAAUGCUUGGAAUUUGGACAUUGGACUUAUGAAUGCACUGGAAAAAGAAAAUACCUACAUAGGCCUUCGAGAACAGCAGAACUAAAGAAAGCUUUAAAAGAAAAAGAAAACAGAUUAUUAUUACAACAAAGCAUUGGAGAAACUAAUGUAGAAAGAAAGACCAAGAAAAAAAGGUCUAAGAGUGUUACCAGUUCCAGUAGCAAUAGCAGUGACAGUUCAGCCAGUGAUUCUUCAUCAGAGAGUGAAGAAACGUCUACCUCAUCCUCCUCAGAAGACAGUGACACAGAUGAAAGCUCCUCCAGUUCGUCAUCUUCAGCCUCUUCCACAAGCUCUUCUUCGUCCUCUGAUUCAGACUCAGAUUCCAGCUCUUCCAGUAGCAGCAGCACUAGCACAGGUAGCAGCUCUGAGGAUGAACCACCGAAGAAGAAGAAGAAGAAAUAGAAUUGCUCCAUCCACAUUGGACUGACAGACUGAAAACAUUAAUCUGAUUCUCAAAAGGGAAUUUAAGAUAUGUUAAAGCCAAAUAGGUUAACUGACCAAAAUUCCUAGAGCUCAAAAGUUCCUAAAUGCUUUACGUUGUAAGAGCAUAAAAAGUAUUAAAAUGGAUUAUAUAUAUAUAUACUUUUUUAUUUUAAGGAUGAAUCUUAUUUUUCUUUUUUAUCUCUAAACUCUGUCUCUAAAACUUAAAGCUGAAAUCUAGUAAAUCUCUUUUUGUGAUAAAACUUAUGUUUUCUCCCUGGGAAAUAAAUCCUAUACUUUGUAAUAUGUUAGCGUUAUGUAUCAGACAUGUUUUCAGGAUAAUGCAUCAGAGUAUCUGGCAGUGAAUUUCUAAUGCUUUUGGCUGUGUGUUAUUAUGUCAGAUUUAACAUUGUUGCUCCUAAGUUUAGGAGUUUUUCCUACUGUUGAUAAAUUGCUCUAUUUUUAUGUUUAUGUUCAGAAAGUUAUUUUAACUUCUUGUUCUAAAUGAAAAGUUCAAGGAACCUAUUAAUAUAUUUAUACUAUUUGGAUGGCACAAGUUUCAAGUUACUGUGUAAUAUCAUUGUUUGUUUUCUUCUGAUUUUUAGAGUACACUUUUCUGAGGAAAAUUAUUCUAAAGGAACCUGAAAAGGAACAAAAAUUCUAAAACUACUUAGGAAUCUAAUCAUGGUGCCUUUCGAUAAAUUCGGUAUAACAGAAAAGAAAGCAGUCAUUUAAGAGGCUAACAAGUAAAAGCGAUGUAGAUAGCUUUGUGUGUUAAUAUGCUGAAAAAGGUACCAUUCAAAAUGGAAAAGAAAAUAGGAGAGAGGUAAUUUUUACAGAAAAUUAGGGAGAUGUUGGUUGCCUUUUUUUAAGCUUUUGUAAAGAUUGCCUUUUACCAUUUUUGCAAUUGUGGAAUGACAGUUUAUGUGGUAACUGGUCAUGUAUGACAGUCUACUGCAUAAAUAUGAAUGACUUGGAUAAAUCUGCUGUGUUUACAUAGCACAUACAGUUGAAAUCUAGCAUGAAAGGUUAAAAAGAAAUAUUGUAUAAUAUUUCUUAAAAGUAAAAUACUCUGCUGUAGUGAAAUUAUUUGGUUUAAUAUCACAAUCUGAUGUCUUGAGCAUUUUGGAAAGAGGUAUCAUUUAUAGAAAAAUCUUGAUUUGGGUUAAACAUAGGCUUUUGAAACUAUAGAUGUUGUCUUCUUUAUAUUUUUAUAAGAAAGUGAUAGAAAACUACUUUUGAAGAAAAUGGACUUCUAUUUAAAUGUUGAAAUAUGUGUAUGUUGUGAGUUUAAGGAGCCUGUAAUUACCUGUAAGUUUUAAAGAACCAUCUGCUCAGUAAUUGUAAAUAAACAUCCUUCCAAAGGCUCUAUACAGAAUGUAUCAAUUGACAGGAAAAUUUAAUGAAUUACUUGUUAAACACAUUUUACAAUGUUUCUGAUCUCCAUAAGGGCAAUUUGCCAGUCAAAGAACUUGGAAGAGAAGAAAAAUGUGUACACAGGAUGCAUCACUUGCAAUUAAAUAAAACUCAUAGUUUGUGCUCACAAGUUUAA
Messenger RNA from Pteropus alecto (black flying fox), 2149 nucleotides. It is a transcript of the gene ZCCHC10, whose product is annotated as zinc finger CCHC-type containing 10. The transcript has 4 exons. Lineage: Eukaryota; Metazoa; Chordata; Mammalia; Chiroptera; Pteropodidae. The record is from RefSeq and is a predicted model, not a curated record. The coding region runs from base 67 to 579 and encodes 170 amino acids. Gene Ontology annotation, molecular function: zinc ion binding; nucleic acid binding.